Molecule: messenger RNA, 1893 nt
Organism: Spirodela intermedia
Lineage: Eukaryota; Viridiplantae; Streptophyta; Magnoliopsida; Alismatales; Araceae
Source: the annotation of a GenBank genome assembly
AUGUUGACUUCUUCUCUGGCCGCUCCGCCGGCGCUCAGCGAGGUUCCCUCCGUCCCCUCCACUUCCGCCGCUACCUUCUCCUCGCCGGCUCAGCUCAGGCAGCUCCACGCCAAGCUCGUUAAAUCCGGAAUCUCCUUCUCCGCCGCCGACCUCCCCCGCAUCGCCGUCGUCUGCGGCCGUUCCCCUUCUCGCGAAGACUUCCAGUAUGCUCGGAGCAUUAUCGUCUCCGGCGCCGGCGACGGCCGCCGGGAGGCCCUCGUCUGGAACUCCUCCCUCAACGCCCUCGCAGAGUCGGAUCGGCCCCCCGACGUCCUCCGGCUCUUCUCCCUCUUCCGCGCCGCUGACAUCCCACCGGACAAGUACACCUUCUCCUUCGUCCUCAAAGCCUGCACCCACAUCGGCUCCGCCGCCGCCACCAUGGGGAGGGCCGUCCACGGGCUGGUGGAGAAGUUCGGCCUCCGCUCCGAACUCCACCUCCACAACACCCUCCUCCUCAUGUACGGCUCCUGCGGCCCCAUGGCGGACGCCCUGCAGCUGUUCGAGAAAAUGCCCACGAGAGACGUCAUCUCCUGGAACAUCCUCAUCGCGCAGCUCGCCAAGAAGGGCGAGAUGGCGAUGGCGAAGCGGCUCUUUGAGGCCAUGCCCAGCCGCAGCGUCCGCUCCUGGACCGCCAUGAUCGCCGGCUACGUCCAUUCCGGCGACCCCAAAACGGCCCUCCACCUCUUCCGCAAUAUGCAGGCCGAAGAAACCAGCAGCAGCAGCAGCAGCCCCAACGAGGUCACCUUCGUGGCCGCCAUCGCCGCCUGCGCUGACCUCGGCGAUCUAGACCUCGGCAGGGAGCUCCACCACCUCUGCCGCCGGCGAGGGUUCCACAGCAACGUCCGCCUCUGCAACACCCUCAUCGACAUGUACGUGAAAUGCGGGUCUCUCUCAGAAGCACGCAAAGUGUUCGACGAAAUGCCGGAGAGGACGGUGGUCUCCUGGUCCGCCAUGAUCUGCGGCAUGGCCAUGCACGGCCGUGCCAAGGAAGCGCUGGAGCUGUUCUCCGAGAUGGAGAGCGAGGUCUGCCCCAAUGGCGUCACCUUCCUGGGCCUGCUCCACGCUUGCAGCCACAUGGGCAUGGUGGAAGAGGGCCGGAGGUACUUCGCCGGCAUGUGGAGAGACUACGGAGUUCGCCCCGAGAUGGAGCACUACGGCUGCAUGGUGGACCUGCUCAGCCGCGCCGGCAGGUUGCAGGAGGCGGCGGAGUUCAUCGCCGCCAUGCCGGUGGCGCCCAGCGGGGCGGUGUGGGGGGCGCUGCUCGGCGGUGCGCGGCUGCACGGGGACGUCGCCGCCGGCGAGCUAGCAAUGCGGGAGCUCUGCCGCCUGGAGCCGAGCAACGACGGGUACUACAUCGUGCUCUGCAACAUCUACGCCGGCGCCGGGAGGUGGGAGGAGGUGGCUAGGGUGAGGAGGAUGAUGAAGGAGGAGGGCGUGAAGAAGACCCCCGGCCGGAGCAGAGUCGCCGUCGCCGGCAUGGUCCACGAGUUCGUGGCCGGCGACUGCGGGCACCCGCGGGCGGCGGAGAUACAGCGGCGGUGGGAGGAGCUGUCGGCGGAGCUGCGGCGGCGCGGGUACGUGCCGGACACCUCGCAGGUGAUGCUCGACGUGGGGGAGGAGGAGAAGGAGCGGUCUCUGGCCAGACACAGUGAGAAGAUGGCGUUGAGUUUUGGGCUGAUGAGUACGCCGCCGGGAACUACGAUCAGAAUCAUGAAGAAUCUUCGGGUCUGCGGGGACUGCCACGCGGCCUUCAAGCUCGUCUCCGCCGUCUCCGGGAGGAAGAUUGUCGUUCGCGACAGGAACCGCUUCCACUGCUUCGAAGGCGGCUCCUGUUCUUGCGGAGAUUACUGGUGA